This is a messenger RNA of Trichosurus vulpecula (common brushtail), 990 nucleotides long. RefSeq names its product mas-related G-protein coupled receptor member H-like. The transcript has a single exon. Gene Ontology annotation, biological process: G protein-coupled receptor signaling pathway. Lineage: Eukaryota; Metazoa; Chordata; Mammalia; Diprotodontia; Phalangeridae. Gene Ontology annotation, molecular function: angiotensin receptor activity. Gene Ontology annotation, cellular component: membrane. The record is from RefSeq and is a predicted model, not a curated record. The coding region runs from base 1 to 990 and encodes 329 amino acids.
AUGACCUGCAACAAUUCUAGUAAUGGUAGCCAGGGGAUUAAUACCUGCUUUCCAAAAAUUGGUCCUAACACAGAACCCCACAUCAUGAUCUUCAUUAAUUUGGUCACUUGCCUCUGUGGGCUGCUGGGAAAUGGCAUCGUCCUCUGGUUUCUCAGUUUCCACGUUAAGAGAAGCCACUUUACCAUAUACAUCCUCAAUCUGACAGUCACUGACUUCAGCUUCCUCCUGGGACGAAUGAUUUGGUACUUCACCAAGAUUCUUUAUAUAUAUACUAGCGAGCUUCUUACCAAGUGCCACAUGUUUUAUAUAUGUCAUGGAACCCUUGUAUUCAACAUAUUUUUGUACAACACAGGGCUGGGCUUCCUGACGGUCAUCAGUGUGGAGAGGUGUCUGUCCAUGCUCUUUCCCGUCUGGUAUAGGUACCACCAUUUGAAAAAGAAAUCUCCUCCCAUCUGUUCUUUCAUCUGGUCCCUCUCAGUCUUCAUGGCUGUCCUGGAGUUUUACUUUGAAGUCUACAUGGGGGACACCUACAAGACCUGGAGAUACAUCAUCAGUAUCUUUAGCUGUGUACUCAACUUCCUGGUGUCUAUGCCCCUGAUGGUUCUAUCCAGCCUGAUUCUCUUCCUGAAGUCCUGGAAGCGAUCCCAGCACCACCACCCUGCUAAGCUCCACAUCACCAUUUUGGUAACCAUCCUCGUGUUCCUCAUCUUUGGCCUUCCCCAGAAGAUUUGGUUUGUUGUCCAUUUUGGGUUCAAAGUGGAUGUCAGCAGGUCUGUCUCUAUUAUCUUUGAGCUUCUCUCCUGCAUAAAUAGCAGUGCCAACCCUGCCAUUUACUUCUUUGUUGGCAACCUCUGGAAGAAUAAGAAAAGAAAGUCCCUGAAGCUGACUCUUUUGAGGGCCUUCAAGGAGGAUUUCCAAGGUAGAGAAGAUAGAAUGACACUCCCUGCUACCAGCUCAGACACCAUAGAGAGGAGGAACCCACAGAAGUAG